Messenger RNA from Anolis sagrei ordinatus, 3192 nucleotides. The record is from RefSeq and is a predicted model, not a curated record. Lineage: Eukaryota; Metazoa; Chordata; Lepidosauria; Squamata; Anolidae.
UGGAUUUUGAGAGCCAUCGUAGGGCAAAGCAAGCCGGGAAAACAGCUGGGGAGAGCAAAUUAAGCCUCGGUUGCCUGCAAACAACCUGGAGGGGAAAAGAGCAUUUUUCCGAACUCUCCCCCCUUUUCUCCCCCGCUCUUUUCUAUGUCCUGAAAUGCUUUCAUUGCCUGAUCAGCUCCACAGCGCCAGAAAUUGUGUUGCUCUCGUUUCGGCUGUUUAUAAAACCCUCUCUGUGUCCAAUGUGGCCACUGCAAACGUUGGGGCCACUAUUUUUCGUCAUAAUCCCGAACGGAAGGUCUGCUAGCCAACAUCACCAUGUUCAGCAAGAAGAAGAAACGCAUUGAGAUCUCGGCCCCUUCCAAUUUUGAGCACCGGGUCCACACUGGGUACGACCAGCAGGAGCAGAAGUUCACGGGGCUGCCCAGGCAAUGGCAGGGCAUCAUCGAGGAGUCGGCCAAACGGCCCAAGCCCUUGAUCGACCCCGUCUGCAUUACGGCCGUCCAGUCUGGCUCCCAGAAGACCAUCGUGCGGGGCAACAAAACGGCCAAGGACGGCUCCCUGGCUUGGUUGCUGGAUGAGUUUGAGAACAUGUCGGUGUCGCGCUCCAAUUCCCUGCGGAGGGACAGCCCCCCUUUCCCUCCCCGGCAUGACCAGCUCUACCAGGAGAACGGCCUGAUUGAAGCCAGGCCCCAUCACUAUCACCAUCACCAAGAAGACGCCGGCGGAGGCAGAGGCAAGGAGUUCAAGGAACGGAACCGGCACUCGGCGGAGCAAAGCCGAGAGCCGCGGAGCAAGGACGACCGCGCCCCCGGCAAGUCUCACCAGCCCCCUGGCCACCAUCGGCCACCGCCUCCCGAGUACCACAACAAGCCCGCCCCAGACCACCACCACCACCGGAACCGAGACGGGCGGAAGGAGCCCCCCGACCGCGUGGUCCGGAGGGAACGCCCCGACGUCCCCGACAAACGGCCCAAGUCCUCUUACACGGGCGAGGCCAGCCCGCAGUCCCCCCGGGAGAAGCGGCCCCUCUCUGGCCCCAAUAUCCGCACCCCCAACAUCCCUGUCUCGGAGGGGGUCAUGAAGACGGCGCAGCAGACCGGGCGGCCUUUUAACACUUACCCGAGAGCGGACACGGACCCUGUGCGGGGCGCUCAGGGGGAGCAUAGACCUGGGAAACCCCAAGAAACCGCUUCCAACGGCCCGCUGAGCGGAAACAGCAGCUCUUCCCGGGUGCCCCCGUCCGUCCCCCCAAGAUCCAGGAUCCCAGAGGCCCCCCACCCGGGACUCUCCCAGCACGCCUCGGACCCCCACUUGACACACAUCCCGGCCCACCCGCCCUCCUACUCCCCGCCGCAGCCCCCUUUGGGCCCACCGCCUCAGCACCUGCCUCCGCAACCGCACCAACAACCGCCUCCUCCGGGCCCACCUCCCACAGCCCCCCAGCAGCAGCAGCACCAGCCCCGCUCCCCGCAGCGCGAGCCUCAGCGGGUCUCCCACGAACAGUUCCGGGCCGCCUUGCAGAUGGUGGUGGACCCGGGCGACCCCCGCACCUACCUGGACAAUUUCAUCAAGAUCGGGGAGGGCUCCACGGGCAUCGUCUGCAUCGCCACCGUCAAGAGCAGCGGGAAGCUGGUGGCCGUCAAGAAGAUGGACCUGCGGAAGCAGCAGCGGAGGGAGCUGCUCUUCAACGAGGUGGUGAUCAUGAGGGACUAUCAGCACGAGAACGUGGUGGAGAUGUACAACAGCUACCUGGUGGGCGACGAACUAUGGGUGGUGAUGGAGUUCCUCGAGGGCGGUGCACUGACCGACAUCGUCACGCAUACGAGGAUGAACGAAGAGCAGAUUGCGGCCGUCUGUCUGUCUGUCCUGAAGGCGCUUUCGGUCCUCCACGCCCAGGGCGUCAUCCACCGCGAUAUCAAGAGCGACUCCAUCCUGCUCACCCACGAUGGACGGGUUAAACUCUCCGAUUUUGGUUUCUGUGCCCAAGUGAACAAAGAGGUGCCACGGCGCAAGUCCCUGGUUGGGACCCCAUACUGGAUGGCCCCCGAGCUCAUCUCCCGGUUGCCGUAUGGGCCAGAGGUAGACAUCUGGUCCCUCGGCGUCAUGGUGAUUGAAAUGGUGGACGGAGAGCCGCCUUACUUCAACGAGCCUCCUCUGAAGGCCAUGAAGAUGAUCCGGGACAACCUGCCCCCAAAGCUCAAAAACCUGCACAAGGUCUCUCCUUCCUUGAAGGGCUUCCUCGACCGGCUCCUGGUCCGCGACCCAGCCCAGAGAGCCACCGCCAACGAACUCUUGAAGCACCCCUUCCUGGGGAAAGCCGGGCCCCCUUYCUGCAUCGUGCCCCUGAUGAGGCAGAACCGGAUGAGAUGAGGAAAGAGGCGGGCGAAGGAGGACAAUCUACCAAAGAGAGAGAGAAAGAAAGAGGGGGCUCCCACCCUCCUCCCCGCCUGGUCCCCCCCAAAAAGCAGAGGACGGGCCCGGUGCGGGGAGACUUCUCAUAUUGGGGAGCCCCUUUUCUUUCCGGACUUCCUCCUUCUUCUUGCCUGCUGUCGACACUGGAGCCUCAUAUAACUGGAGCCCAUCUCCAUUCUGUACUACUGAGUUGGGGGGAAAAGUGGGGGGGGGAUUGGACUUACGGGGGUGCGGAGGUCUCAAAAAGAAAUGACUAACAGUUUUGGUUGCCGUUUAGUCCUUUGUAAUUAGGGUGGGAGCCGAAAAAACGAUUCAUCUCCAGGCAACGGGCUUCGGGGAGGGCCUUCUUCUCUCCUUUCGUUUUCCAUAAUCAGGAAUUGGAAGAAACUUUUUAGGGAUAUGUGGGGUUGCUCUGGUUGAACGCAGAGAACAUUUUUACUUAUUUCUCUCCAAAUUGCAAAGGGGGGAAAGCGGAGCAACAUCACGAUGACCUCCMAGAGUAAGGCAGGAAGAUCUUUGCUGGAGAGGAGGACAGCUUGAGGCCUGCAAAAAACAGUAAUACUUCCAUUUGUUUUGAACUGCCAAUCAAUAAUUUAGGGUCUUUUACCCAAAUCUGAGUCCUUUUUGCAAAGGUCCAGAUACCUCCAACACUGUUGCAGAAGCGUUGUGCCCAAACUGCCACGAAAGAAGCAAAAUCUCAGGGUGGGUUUGUGUUUAUACCAGCCAUAGACCAAUUUUGGCCCUCCAGGUGUUUUGGACUCCAACUCCCACCAUUCCUAA